Acaulospora morrowiae is the source of this 123-nucleotide messenger RNA. Lineage: Eukaryota; Fungi; Glomeromycota; Glomeromycetes; Diversisporales; Acaulosporaceae. The record is from the annotation of a GenBank genome assembly.
AUGUUUGGGAUACCAAUUAAUGAUCGUGGGACCUAUAAGCCGUUGGCGAAGAAUCUUAUUACCCGUUCGCACGCCAGUCGGAUUAUAAUGAUGAUUGAAUAUUUGGGCUGUGAGCCGCGCUAA